AUGCCACCCUUGCUUGCAAUACCCGGAGACAUCUCUCCUGUUGCCAAGCCUCUGAGUGUCGCGGUUGGUGAAAAGGAUAGCAUGCUGGAUAUGAAGUCAGUGGAGCAGAUUCGAGACACUUUGAACAAGACCGGUGUGCCGACCGAGGUAAAGGUGUAUGACGAUCAGGUGCACGGGUUCGCACUACGCAGUGACUGGAGCAGUGACAAGGACAAGCAGGCCAUGAAUGAUGCCGAGAAGCAGGGCAUUGAAUGGUUCAAGAGGUAUCUGUCUUGA
Messenger RNA from Exophiala aquamarina CBS 119918, 276 nucleotides. RefSeq lists its product as uncharacterized. The transcript has a single exon. Gene Ontology annotation, molecular function: hydrolase activity. Lineage: Eukaryota; Fungi; Ascomycota; Eurotiomycetes; Chaetothyriales; Herpotrichiellaceae. The coding region runs from base 1 to 276 and encodes 91 amino acids. The record is from RefSeq and is a predicted model, not a curated record.